Messenger RNA from Cicer arietinum (chickpea), 1684 nucleotides. RefSeq names its product cyclin-A2-2. Lineage: Eukaryota; Viridiplantae; Streptophyta; Magnoliopsida; Fabales; Fabaceae. The record is from RefSeq and is a predicted model, not a curated record. Gene Ontology annotation, molecular function: cyclin-dependent protein serine/threonine kinase regulator activity. Gene Ontology annotation, biological process: mitotic cell cycle phase transition.
CGCUCCGAUUUUUAUUAUCACUCCUUCUUUUCAUCUUCCACACACACACACUUCUACUUUCUCUCUCAUCCUUUCUCUCUCUCUCUCUCUCCAUGAAUAUUUUUUAACACUACUCAUGAGGGAAUGCAAAAUGAAGAAUAAAGAAAAUGAAGGUGUGAAUGUGAGGGUGACUCGAGCAAGGGCAAGAGCCAUGAAAGCUUCUUCAACAAACCAAAACCAAAACCAAAACCAAAAUGUUGUUGGAGUUGGCCUCACAGAUGUAACUAACUCAUCACAUCUUAAACGUUUUCAGACGUCAAAUUUUCAGGAAAAAGAAGGUUGUAAGAAGAGAAAGACCAAGGUAGCUUCAGAUCGUGUACCCUUACAAGUUUUGACAACCCAAGAAGAUGUUAAGACAGAGUUAGCUAAAGAAGAUUCAUCUAAAAAAGAGAUGAAAGUGUCAUUGCAACCCUCAGUUGAAAUGGAAUCUCUCCUGCUUUUAACGCAGGACUCUGUCAGCUCUCCAAAUAAAGACGUAAAUAUGAUAUGUGAGAAACUAAGAGCCUCAGCUGGCUUGGGAAUUGUGGACAUUGAUUCAGAGUUAAGGGAAAAGGAUCCUCUAAUUUGGAGUUCUUAUGCCCCAGAUAUAUAUAAUACUAUACAUGUCAGAGAGUGUGAAAGGAGACCAUUAGCCAAUUACAUGGAAAAGUUGCAGCAAGACAUCAAUCCAAAAAUGAGGGCAAUUCUGGUUGAUUGGCUUGUGGAGGUUUCUGAGGAAUAUAAACUAGUUCCGGACACACUUUACCUUACAGUGAAUCUCAUUGAUCGGGUCCUUUCCCAACGUUUGAUAACAAAACAAAGGCUCCAGUUGCUUGGUGUUGCUUGCAUGCUAACUUCUUCUAAGUAUGAAGAGAUUACUGCUCCUCAAAUAAAAGAGUUCUGCUUCAUCACAGAUUAUACAUACUCAAAAGAAGAGAUACUGAAAAUGGAGAGAGAGGUACUAAAUCUUCUGAAUUUUCAAUUAGCUGUUCCUACGAUCAAAACAUUUCUCAGGAGGUUCAUCCAAGUAGCACAAACUUCGUACAAGGUUGUUUAUGCUGAACUGGAAUUCCUGGCAAAUUAUUUGGCAGAGCUUUCUCUUGUUGAAUACAGCUUCUUGCAGUUUCUACCUUCCAAGAUAGCUGCAUCUGCUGUAUUACUAGCCAGAUGGACUCUCCACCAGUCAGAACAUCCAUGGAAUCCAACUCUAGAGCACUAUACAAAUUACAAAGCCUCAGAGCUUAAAAAUACUGUCCUUGCACUUUUAGAUUUGCAGCUUAACACAGAAGGCUGUUGUCUGAAUGCUGUGCGCGAAAAAUAUAAACAACAGAAGUUCAAAAGUGUGGCAAAUUUGUCUGCGAAACCCGUGGAAUCUCUUUUCUAAUUUCAAUUUUAGAGGCUAAAGACUGAAGAAUGACAUUAGGAAUUUCUUAAUCAACAUUAGUGGAAAGUGAGAUUAUGUCUGGCUGUAAUUAUUUAGCCAUCUAAUUAUUGUUAUUCAUUUCCAAUUAUGGUUUAUUCCGUAGUUGUGACUUGUAGGCUGGUACCAAACUCUGGUGCUUUUUUGUUUCUUUGUAACUUGAAUGAUACAAUGACAGCAGAGAAUUUCAUUGAUAAUAUUGUUACAAUCAUCCUUGGUUAUUUAUAAUAAAACAAAUUUCGGAUA